GGGCGUACCCGGAAAUGUAAGACAACAUUACCGUGAUCAGCUGACUUGUGUGUGUGUGCGUGUAUACGUGGGGAAUAAGCAGCAUCGUGACAAGUUUUGCCCCACUUUUUUUCUGACUUAUUUGUUCUAAAACAACUUUCUACUGCCAGAGAGCUAGAGCAGCCAUGUUACGACCGAAGGCUUUGACGCAGGUGCUGAGCCAAGCGAACACAAACGGAGUCCAGAGCACACUAUUGCUAAACAACGAAGGCUCUCUUCUGGCCUACUCGGGCUACGGGGACACGGACGCUCGCGUCACCGCCGCUAUCGCCAGCAACAUCUGGGCGGCCUACGACAAGAACGGCCACCAGGCCUUCAACGAGGACAAACUCAAAUUCAUACUCAUGGAUUGCAUGGAGGGAAGAGUGGCCAUCACGCGAGUGGCCAACCUGCUCCUGUGCAUGUACGCCAAAGAGACUGUGGGCUUUGGAAUGCUCAAAGCUAAGGCCGAGGCUCUGGUACAGUACCUGGAAGAACCAUUGACCCAAGUAGCCGCAUCCUAGUGGGAAUGGGGCCAUGCAGGCCCAUCUUUUGUGUGGCUUUGAACUCAUGACUGCAAAUCUCUUUUUUUGUUUAAUAUUUAAUCUGCAUAUAAUGGUGUUGAUGCCAUUAGCAAUCAUUUUGUCUGUUUGUUUAGUUAUACUUAAUGCUCAAUUCUGUUAUGACAGUAAGGAAGGUCCAUGAAACCAUUAAUAUGGAUUUCUAAAGUGCUGUUAAAUGCAGUUAAUUUUGAAUGUUAUGCUUUAGUUCAAAUAUGUACAAUAAAAAAAUUCUGAUUAUAGAUCUUGUUGU
Molecule: messenger RNA, 831 nt
Organism: Phycodurus eques (leafy seadragon)
Lineage: Eukaryota; Metazoa; Chordata; Actinopteri; Syngnathiformes; Syngnathidae
Gene: lamtor2
Product: late endosomal/lysosomal adaptor, MAPK and MTOR activator 2
Exons: 4
Coding region: 165-542 (125 amino acids)
Biological process (GO): positive regulation of TOR signaling; cellular response to amino acid stimulus
Cellular component (GO): Ragulator complex
Molecular function (GO): guanyl-nucleotide exchange factor activity; molecular adaptor activity
Source: RefSeq, a predicted model, not a curated record